GAUAAAGCUGAAUCAUCCCUGUGUCUGUAGUGCUCAGUGUUUAUCUCAUGAAGCAACCAAUGAAUGUGCAGCAAUGAACAUUAGAAACUGAUUGGACUGGACUGUCUGGUUUUUCAGGGACAGGUUAAUCCUUGUCCGAGUUCCUGUUUCCUGCUCGGUUCCAUCGACUCCUUUCACUUUGACAGCGACAGUUUGGAUCACUGUGUCAGAGUCCGGGGUUUUUAUCUGUGAGUGGAGGAACUCAUUGAUCAACAGUACAGGAUCUGCAGUCUGGAGAUGUUGUUCAGAGUAGAGAUGAAGAAACGCACCACAGAGAAGCUCUGAACGUGAAAUCCUUUAAGAGAUUCUCUCUUUUCUUUGUUUGUAAUUGAAACUUUUUCAGAAAGCAGCACUCGUUUCCAGUGGUCACUAAAAUAUUUCUCUGAGAGUAAUGAGUGAUGGCUCUUCAGGAGAUCAGUGUGAUCUUCACACACAGACCCUCGGCCUUCUCUGCUGCUGUGCUGCUUCUAACACUCGUCCUCUGCAGAGGAUCAUUUGUAGUGGAUGUGACACAGAGCUGCUAUCAGGCAGAGGAGAACCACAACAUCACACUGGAGUGGACGUUCACCACCAAACCAGACAUGUCCAUCUCAGCACUGAGGAUCCUCUGUUACAUGAAAACUGAUCAUAAAGACUCAACUCUGUAUUACCUUUUUGAUGGUGUCGAGUUCUCAAAGCAUCAGGAUGAAAAGUUUUCAGGACGAGUCCAGAGUGACAAAGACGCCCUCAGAGAAGGACGAAUCAGACUCCAGCUGUCCAGACUCAGGACUGAGGACUCGGGUCUGUACCUGUGUGAGGUGGACACAGGUUAUGGCCGCGGCUCCAACAGCUGCAGAGUCACCGUCUCUGAAUCAAAGUCUGGGAAGACCGAAACAACUCAGCAACCUGGAAAUUUCCAAAUGCCAGAUUUGAAUGAUGUGGCCAAAGGCAUAGAAUUUUUUCUGGCACUCUGGUUAGCAAUCGUCGUGGCUGUAUACAUCUGUAUCUCUCUGGUCUCAUGGGGAUUUAUUGUUUAUCAGAAUUGUAAAGAACCUAAAACAGACCUCCUCAUAUAAAACCAGGAGGUUAAUGAGGAAGAUGCUCUCAGCAGGUUGACCUUCUAGUUCAGAUUUAUGAUGACAACAUCAGCUGGAAGCCGCAGAUCUCGGACUGUGAAUAGAAACUAUUUAUAACAUCAUGAGGAAAAAUGAAAGUUAAGGUUUUCAGUUUGAUGCUAUUCAGUAAGUUGGUGCCAAGAACCAUUGGAGAGAAUAAAAAAGAACACAAACAACAGAGAAAAGAUUUGAAUUCAAGGCUUCAGUCCAAUAUUGACAUCCUUCAACUCAUUUGAACUAUAAAUAUCCUGAGACGUUGAAAUAAAAACAGGAUCAUUUCAGGUAAAACACAAACAGCAUUAACAGGAUGGAGCUUCAUGUUUCAUGUAUACAUUGUUUAAUAGUCUUGUUAUCACUUUUGUUGACAGUAAAA
Molecule: messenger RNA, 1506 nt
Organism: Oreochromis niloticus (Nile tilapia)
Lineage: Eukaryota; Metazoa; Chordata; Actinopteri; Cichliformes; Cichlidae
Exons: 7
Coding region: 438-1094 (218 amino acids)
Biological process (GO): immune response; cell surface receptor signaling pathway; cellular response to lipopolysaccharide
Cellular component (GO): external side of plasma membrane
Source: RefSeq, a predicted model, not a curated record